Molecule: messenger RNA, 1243 nt
Organism: Klebsormidium nitens
Lineage: Eukaryota; Viridiplantae; Streptophyta; Klebsormidiophyceae; Klebsormidiales; Klebsormidiaceae
Source: the annotation of a GenBank genome assembly
AAAAUCUGUACCGUGUUGCUCUGCUGAGUUGCUGAUUCCGUAAAAAUUCCGCAAUGGCGCCAGCAAUGCAGCUGUGGUCGUCAACGGGCUCCUCCUCAGCUACCAUAGCUGCCAAUCAUCUGCGCUGUGGCAGCACCGCUUUCACGAAUGUAGGAACCACCGGGUGCAAGGAACAGGCUUCCGCAGCGCACUGUCUGCGGUCAACACCCAAUCAACCCUUCCUUAGACAACAGAGAAGUUUAGGACCAAAUCGGGACUGCAUUCUGAGUCUGGCGUGCUUCGUGUAUCAGUCUUACAAACAGAGGACGAGGCAGCGGUCAGUAAUCAAAGCCUCUUCCAAAGGAGCGCACGAGACGGUUGCUACUGUGCCUCAGCCGCUUGCAGACACGUCUCCUUCAUAUGUAACUAAGCGCUCAAUGCUGUCAGGGUUGGCUGCAUUGGCAAUCUGCAUUAGCUGCGCGAAAGGCGCCACGGCAGCCACAGAUGAGAAGCGUACAAACCUGUCAAUUGAAGAGAUCAAGGAUAUCAUUGAGCGGGACAUGCUUGUCGGCCAGUACUUUGUGACCGGGGACCUCACGCGGCAGAUCUACAAUGACAACUGCAGGUUCAAAGACCCUACCAAUGACACAACGGGCGUUGACAAGUACCUCCAGGCGGUUGCGCUUCUCUUCGACCCCAAACUCUCGACUUUAGAAUUGAAAUCGAUCAGAGUAACUAGUCCGAAGACCGUCGAAACCACCUGGGAUCUACAGGGCUACCUCAAGUUUCCCUGGAAGCCAAAAGUUGGCACGUCGGGUUCGACCACGUACACUAUGGACGACGACGGGCUCAUCGUGCUGCAUGAUGAAAAGUGGACGAUAUCUCCAUUCAGAGCGCUCCUAGACAGCUUCACGCCCACGGGAGGAGCUUCGUCCUGACCGCUUGACCGUUGAGUUUCCAACAGUCAAUCGUAUCAUAGCGCAUGAUUCGAAGUAGAUACGUUUCUUGGCAGAUUCGAGCAGAUUAAGAUAAAAGCCUCAUGGCCAAGUGCUGGCGCUUGGCUUUUAACAACGAGACGCAGAGAGUCGUGGAGUCAAGUCUGGGUCAAGUCUUCGCUACCCUGCUCAUCGUUUCGAGUUGCAUCAAUCUGGCUGCAUGCGUCUUGGUAUUCAACAAAAGGGAGUGCAUGAGUUCGGAUACACACGCUGAAUGAUGGGCCGCGACCUUUGCUAGCUGAAUAUAUGACUUUAUAUUUGUGAUCUGC